CGUAUAUCAUCAUCAUCAUCAUCAACAACAUCGACAUCGGUUUUACGUUCAAUUAAUAAUUCAUCACCGAUGGUCGAUUUAAAUAACAAUAAUAACGAUAUACAUAGUGUACCAAUAUUGAAUAAUAGUGAUUCAAUUCUAUUAGAUCGUAUGGCUAUUUUGAAAGCUUUUGCUCCAACGACAAUGACGACCACCACGAUGAUGACCAUUCCAUCGGGUACAAUAAGAUCAUCAAGUUCAAAAUUUGAAAAACCAACAUCAGCACGUGAAGCAGCAAAACGACGUCGACGACAACGAUCAAAACAUCGACAAUCAUUAUCAUCAACAACAACAACACCAGUAUCAUAUGAUCCAGCUGUUGAAGAAGAAUUUUUACGUCUUCGAGAUUCUGUACCAUCGAUUGCUGGCCAAUCAAAUGUUACCGAUUUGACAAUAAUUAACGAAGCGAUCUCACUUAUCUGUGAUCUUGAAUCUCAAUUAUUAAAUAAACUUUGUUGUCAAUCAUUACCUGAAUUACGGCAACAAUUUUUUAAAUAAAUUACAAGUCCAUUCUCUUUCUUUUUUUCUUUACAAAAUCAAUUUUGUUGUUUGUGUGAUUAUUCAACAAAAACCUGUAAAUAAUAUUCACGAAUCUCACAGAAUAUUUUUCUGCAACAAACAAAAAAACAGCUAUUAUACCAAAGAAUCCAGAACGUAAACAUAUCAAAUGAAUCUUCAAAACCAAAACCAAAACAAAACAACAAAGCCAAAAUUCUGGCUUUUUUAUGCUCAAAAAUUUUUUCCUCCUAGCUUAAAAACAAAACAAACAUUUCCUUUUGCCUCCUCUCCUCAAAGUUCUUUCAGCAUCAAACUGUACUUUGUUUGUUUUGAAUAUCAAAAAAAAAAUUUUUGUUAAUUCACUUGUAACAUAUCUAAACUAUCUUUUUUGUUUGAACGAAACAAAACAUAUC
Molecule: messenger RNA, 950 nt
Organism: Dermatophagoides pteronyssinus (European house dust mite)
Lineage: Eukaryota; Metazoa; Arthropoda; Arachnida; Sarcoptiformes; Pyroglyphidae
Molecular function (GO): protein dimerization activity
Source: RefSeq, a predicted model, not a curated record